Molecule: messenger RNA, 682 nt
Organism: Solanum verrucosum
Lineage: Eukaryota; Viridiplantae; Streptophyta; Magnoliopsida; Solanales; Solanaceae
Exons: 2
Coding region: 1-657 (218 amino acids)
Source: RefSeq, a predicted model, not a curated record
AUGGAAGAAAAAUAUAGUAUAGGUUUGUUAGGUAUAAUGGAUCAAUUAUGGUUUCAUCAAAUUAUUCUCUUUUCAAAACCCCCAUCAAUUUCAUUUCCUAAAAAUCUUGAAAAUCCCCUGCCUAUUCAAGACUCUCUGACAUCAGUUGAAUCAGAAAUCAUUCUUCUACAGGAUGUUUGUGAAAAAGAAGAAGACAAUGAGAAGGAAAGACCAACAAGAAACAUGUCUCAUUCAUUAUCACCUAAAAAAUAUUCAAGAAACAGAGUAUUGGAGAAAACACUGAGUAAUUACAAGAGUCUUGGAGAUCUCGAGCUUGAAGAAUUACGAGGUUUCAUGGAUUUAGGAUUCAUAUUCCGCAAAGAACAUAUAAGCAAGAGAAUGAUAAAUGUAAUUCCUGGAUUACAGAGGCUUGAAAUAGAGAUAUCCGAAGACGAAGAAAAAAAUUGUGAAAAUUCUGAAGCAAUUGUAACAGAAGGAGAAGAAGAUGAUAAAAGGGAAAUUGCGCGACCUUAUUUGUCUGAGGCAUGGCUUAUUAAAAGGCCUAAUUCACCAUUGUUGAAUAUGAGGAUACCAAGAAUUUCUGCAGCUUCUGAUAUGAAGAAACAUUUGAGAUAUUGGGCUAAAACAGUUGCAACUGUGGUUAUGCAAGAAUCUUGAUUUUGUGUACAGAGUAUCUCGCGUU